Molecule: messenger RNA, 1826 nt
Organism: Sesamum indicum (sesame)
Lineage: Eukaryota; Viridiplantae; Streptophyta; Magnoliopsida; Lamiales; Pedaliaceae
Product: AAA-ATPase At5g57480
Molecular function (GO): ATP binding; ATP hydrolysis activity
Source: RefSeq, a predicted model, not a curated record
UUGAACUUGAUUCUCAGACAAACCCCAAUUCACCGUUAAUAUAUAUUACAUUGAUCUUCAACCCCCACAUUAAUUACAAAACAAAAACAUGGAAAUUCUGUCUCAAAUGUGGUCUCUUUUAGGUCUUCUCACCGUCCUCCAAAACAUCCUCCCUACUCAGCUCAGCGCUUCUCUUCACUCUUUAUACGAAUCCCUCCAAGAUUUCAUCACCCCCUACGCCUACUUCGAUGUGCCAGAGUUUAACGGUUACUGCGCUGUCGACCUCAACGACCUCUACCGCCAUGUCAACCUCUACCUCAACUCCCUCCACUCCGCCGCCGCUUCCUGCCGCCGCCUCACCCUCUCCCGCUCCAAGUCCUCCAACAGAAUCUCUUACUCCGUCGCCCCCAACCACACCGUUCACGACUCCUUCGAUGGCCACCGCCUUUCCUGGACCCACCACGUUGAGACCGUCCAAGACUCUCUUGACGAGAAGCGGAGCUUCACGCUCAAGCUCCCCAAGCGUCGCCGGCUCGCACUUCUUGGUCCCUACAUCGACCAUGUGACGGCGCGUGCGCAGGAGUUCGAGCGCGUGUCCCGCGAGCGCCGCCUCUUCACUAACAAUGGCCAUGGCUCCUACGAGUCCGGGUGGUCAUCCGUGCCGUUCCGUCACCCUUCGACGUUCGAGACGCUGGCUCUCGAGCCGGAGCUGAAAAACCAGCUUGUCGACGACUUAACGGCGUUUGCUGACGGCAAGGAGUUCUAUCAGAAAAUUGGACGUGCAUGGAAAAGAGGGUAUUUGCUAUACGGACCGCCGGGUUCAGGGAAGUCAUCUCUCAUCGCCGCCAUGGCUAAUUUUCUCUGCUACGACGUGUAUGAUCUUGAGCUUAGUAAAGUUGCAGACAAUUCUGAGCUCAGGGCUUUGCUGAUACAAACUACCAAUCGUUCGAUCAUCGUGAUUGAGGAUAUAGAUUGCUCAAUUGAUCUAACAGGAGACAGACUGACAAAGACUAGAAGAUCAUCAUCAUCAUCUAUAGCCAAGAAAGCUCGCACCGCCAGUGACCAUGGAGAAGAGAACGGGCGGGUGACGUUGUCAGGGCUUCUGAACUUCACCGACGGGCUAUGGUCUUGCUGCGGGGAAGAAAGGGUGAUCAUCUUCACCACAAACCACCGGGACACUGUCGACCCGGCGCUGCUUAGAUGCGGUCGCAUGGACGUGCACGUUAGCCUUGGCACGUGCGGGGUGCAUGCAUUCAAGCAGCUGGUCAAGAACUACUUGGGACUCGACUCACACAUGCUAUUCGACGUGGCGGAGAGCUGCGUGAGGGCCGGCGGAGCCCUCACGCCGGCUCAGAUAGGGGAGAUCUUGUUGAGAAACAGGCGAGACGCCGACGUGGCGCUCAAGGCAGUUGUGUCGGCCAUGCAAGCCAAGAUUUUGGGUUGUGAUGUGGAGGCAGAGGGGGAUGAGGUGGCGAAAUCGCCGGAGAGGGCGGGGGGUUCGCCGGAGAAUUGGGAGGGGUGGCCGGAGAAGAUUGGAGGGAAGAAGUUGAGGAAGGAGAAGUCAUGCAGCGGGAAUUGGGAGAGUAAGGUUAAGUUUCUUGUGAGGUUGAGGUCAUUGACCAAGUCCGAGUCUGGAAGGAGAGGAGUUUGAAGAUCACUAAUUAUAAUUGCAGAUUAAUUAAGAUGGUAAGUGGGUGAUUAGUGUACUCAAGAAAUUGUUUAGUACUAGGUUGUUGUCUAGAUUUGCUUCACUUUUUGCUCUUAUAAUUAGUGUAAGUUUCCUUUCCAAUGAGAAAAAAGUUUAAAAUGCCCCAGCAAAUUUAUAUUGUGAACAUCACAUUUGUGAA